Botrytis byssoidea is the source of this 2046-nucleotide messenger RNA. RefSeq lists its product as uncharacterized. NCBI's taxonomy places the organism in Eukaryota, Fungi, Ascomycota, Leotiomycetes, Helotiales, Sclerotiniaceae. The coding region runs from base 678 to 1931 and encodes 417 amino acids. The transcript has 3 exons. The record is from RefSeq and is a predicted model, not a curated record.
CCUCCUAUGGGGAGGAGAGGGAAUUAAAUACUGGACGAAUCCGGGUUCCGCUUACAAGAGCGGAGGAUCAAUUGUACGGCCACUUUCCCCAUGUCAGUUGUGACAGAGCGGGCAUACCAGCUGCCGUCCCGCCGUUUGCUUACUCAAGUACCAAUCAACUCCGACAUGUUGCUUACUCAAGUACCAACCAAUUCCCACGUAUACUGACAAAUGCUAAACCAUCCGACUCCACCAAUUCGUGCAGAAGGAUUCAAACAAUCAAGAUGAUCGCACAACUAAAGAUUCUAUGUACCCACAAAACCUGGGUAUGUUCUGAGAUAUGUCUGCGAAAAAGGAGUACGUUAGGAGACUACGGGUCUGUAAUGGUCAUAUGAGUGAACCGGUUUGGAUGCUUACCCCUUGAUUUGGGAGUCCCGACAUAACAUCAGGGUGAAGUAACCUGGUUUUUCGGACUCUCCAUGCACAAUUUGACAGGAUUUGAAAGUUCAAGGCUGGGCACCUAUACAUGGAUAACACGUACUUCAAAUCAUCGGAACUCCGUGGUUGAUCGCAGGUAUAUAGCAGCUGGCGAUGCUAUUACAUGUUUCACUCGCAGUUCAAGUUCACUAUCUCUUCUAAAUCUUUCAUUGAGAAUCACAUGUCAAAAUUCACGGAAAUUAGAAAGAAAACUAUAAAUUAUGGCUAGUCUAGAACAGCAAUUCGAAGCAGCAACCUCAGCUCGAGAGAUCCCUGGGGUUGUCCUUCUUGCCAGCAACGCUGAUGGAACAUUCAAAUACGAAAAGGCAAUUGGCCAAGCAACCCCAAACUCUCAAAUUGAGCUUGACUCGACCUUCAUCAUGGCAUCAUGCACAAAGCUAGUAACUUCCAUCGCUGGUUUGCGGUGCGUAGAACAAGGACAGAUUGGUCUUGACGAUGAUCUUUCUCCCAUUUUGACAGAGUUCAAAGGCAUCCAAAUCCUUGAAGGCUUUCAAACUGGAACAGAUGGAAAGGACAUUCCUAUUCUCAAGCCAGCUCAGAACAAGAUCACUUUAAGACAUCUACUUUCACACACAGCGGGAAUCGGCUAUGAUAGUUGGGCACCAGAGCUCGUCAGAUUCCGCGCCUCUCAAGGUAUCGACUCCGUUCAUACCCGUAACACCGAUAUGUUGAAGACUAUCACUCUCCCACUUUUAUUCGAGCCCGGGACAUCUUGGACUUACGGUUACAGUCUCGAAUGGGUAUCGGUUCUUGUGACUCGUCUCAACAACGGCCAAUCUUUGGAAGACUACGCUCAAACCCACAUUUUCAACCCCCUCAAUAUUAAUGACAUAACAUUCCACCGAGACCGCAAAUCACAUGUUCAAAAAAAGCUCGUGAAAAUGACCUUUCGCAGUGGAUUAGACAAUCCCAAACCAAUUCUAGCAUUUCCAAGCAAAGGCAAUGGGAAGGUAGAAUGGACUGAUGAGAAUCUGUACAUCAUUGAACAAAAAGAUUGUUUUGGCGGCCAUGGACUUGCCGGUUCCGCAAGUUCGUAUCUCAAAAUCCUCUUAUCUCUUCUGCGCGACGAUGAGAUUCUACUCAAGAAGUCCACCACAGCGGAAAUGUUCAAAUCGCAGAUCUCGGAAAAUGCAGUCAAGAAUAUGUGUGCUGGUUUCGUGGCCGCAGAUUUUUUCCAGGGGAAGUUUUCUAGUCAACCACCAGGGCGAAAAUUAAACCAUGGAUUAGGUGGAUUGCUGAUAGAAGAAGACGUCGAGGGAGGCAAGAAGAAGGGUACCUUGACUUGGAGUGGUAUGCCAAAUUUGUUGUGGAGUAUCGAUAGAGAGUCGGGAUUAGCUUGCUUCUAUGCCAGCAACGUGUUGCCUUUUGGGGAUCCAAAGAGUCAUGAGAUGCAACAACUGUUUGAGAGACAGAUGUAUAAGAGAUUUGGCGAGUUUCAAAAGACGUUGAACUGAGGCGGGUAGAGGAGUUCCUACGGACUCGUUUGUGUCCUCGUUUUCAUUUAGAAUAUCCAGUUGUUAUUAUCCAAUAUGCUACAAAUUAUCAAAUACCUUAUAUGUAGUCCUUCUC